AAAUUUUCCCCUUCACUUCUCGUUGUCCGAUUGAAGCCAAAACAGACGACAGAAUUCCUCUAUCGACAUUGUGGGAGCUGAGAGAGCCUUCACAUGGCGGCCUCCUUUUCAACUUCACCUUAUCCUAUCCUCACCUCUCACCGCUCCAAUCGCUUGCCUGCAUACCAUUCUUCUUCAUCCAGCCUCUCUUUCUCCUCCUCUCUACACCUACCUCUUCAGCUUAGACGUUUUCCACUUGCAAACACUCGGAUUUCACCUCCAUCCUCCUCUCCAUCCUUCCCUGUGGUCAAAGCAAAGAACCAAACCUUCUCUUCCUUUGAUGAUUUACUGGCCAACUCGGACACACCUGUGUUAGUUGACUUCUAUGCAACGUGGUGUGGUCCUUGUCAGUUCAUGGUUCCUAUUCUUGAACAAGUUAGUGCAGCACUGAUUGACAAAGUCCAGGUGGUCAAGAUUGACACCGAAAAAUAUCCUGCCAUUGCUGAUAAAUACAGAAUAGAGGCAUUGCCUACAUUCAUCCUCUUCAAAGAUGGAAAACCCCUUGACCGAUUCGAAGGAGCUUUGGCUGCGCGUGAGCUCAUCCAACGCAUUGAAGAUUCUCUGAAGGUUAAGCAAUAACAGUGGGGAGAUGUGACUGAGAAAUUAAAGAAAUGGAAAUCAAUGUCUUCAACAGGAAUUCUGGGUAUGAUAGAUGAGAAACUUCAAUAAAAUUAACCCCCCCUCUCAAACCAAAAAAUGAAAAAAAGAAAAGAAAGAACAUUUUAGACCACUCUGUAAACUUGUAUGUAAUUGAAAUACCUUGAAGAAUGUAACUAUAGACGUUCGUAUUAAUCCCAAUUUUUGUGUUCAUUUUAUUGCAAUAAGAUGCUUAAUGUUCCUGAUAAAUAAACAUUCAGUUUGUGGCUA
Molecule: messenger RNA, 906 nt
Organism: Cucumis sativus (cucumber)
Lineage: Eukaryota; Viridiplantae; Streptophyta; Magnoliopsida; Cucurbitales; Cucurbitaceae
Product: thioredoxin-like protein slr0233
Exons: 5
Coding region: 94-618 (174 amino acids)
Cellular component (GO): cytoplasm
Molecular function (GO): protein-disulfide reductase activity; oxidoreductase activity, acting on a sulfur group of donors, disulfide as acceptor
Source: RefSeq, a predicted model, not a curated record